Messenger RNA from Diospyros lotus (date-plum), 4914 nucleotides. Its product is annotated as ABC transporter C family member 3. Gene Ontology annotation, cellular component: plant-type vacuole; vacuolar membrane. Gene Ontology annotation, biological process: transmembrane transport. The record is from RefSeq and is a predicted model, not a curated record. Lineage: Eukaryota; Viridiplantae; Streptophyta; Magnoliopsida; Ericales; Ebenaceae. Gene Ontology annotation, molecular function: ATP hydrolysis activity; ATP binding; ABC-type transporter activity. The coding region runs from base 69 to 4619 and encodes 1516 amino acids. The transcript is spliced from 10 exons.
AUAGCCGAAACCCCAUUGAAAAAUCCGGCGUAUCCUUACUUCUACAGACCCUGAAACUCCCCACAAAAAUGGAACUUCUUCAAGCGCCGAAGACCGGUUUGUCCAAUUUCCUCACCCGCUUGUACUCCGCCUCCAUGCCCAGUGAUUUCCUCCUCAGACCCAUCUUCCUUCAUGGGGUUUCCGGUUCACUCCACCUGCUUUUGCUGCUUUCUCUCUUUGUCUUCUGGGUCUGGAGGAGGGUCAGGAUUGGCCGCCAUGGAGGCCCGAAACAGAGCGCCAUGAGAGCUAGAAUCUCCUGCUUUAAGCAAGCUCUGUUUUGCUCUCUGGCUCUCUCACUCUUUAAUCUCGUUCUUUGUUCGUUGAGCUACUUUUAUUGGUAUCGAAAUGGUUGGUCUGAGGAGAAGAUUGCACUUAUCUCGGAUUUUGGACUCAGAGCGCUGGCUUGGUUUGCCGUCUCUGUUUAUUUGCAGACCCAUUUGUCUGAUUCGGGGCAAAUGAAGUUCCCAGUUUUGUUAAGAGCCUGGUGGGGGUUUUACUUCUCACUGUCAUGUUAUUUCCUUCUUGUUGAUUUCCUCCUUAAUCAGAAGGGCCGGUCCUUACCAAUUCAAUUGUUGGCACCGGAUGCUAUUUCGGCGAUUACGGGUUUGUUCUUGUGUUAUUUGGGGUUUUUGGGAAGGAGGGUAGGUGAAGGUGAAGGUGAAGGUGAAGGUGAAGAUGAUAUUCUUCAAGAACCCCUUUUGAAUGGUACUACUAGUCUGAGUAAUGGUACAGAUUUGAACAAGUCUAGUGAAGGUGAAAUCGAUGCCCCUUGUGAAAAUGUUAGUUUAUUUAGCAUCCUGACUUUCUCUUGGAUGGGUAAUUUGAUUAGAGUGGGUUAUAAGAAAACUUUAAACCUUGAGGAUGUUCCUCAACUUGCCAAUGUUGACAGGGUGAAAGGGGCCUUUUCAAUUUUUAGUAGUAAGAUAGAGUCAGAUGGUGGAAGUGGAAAUAGAGUAACGACAAUGAAGCUGGUGAAGGCCCUGAUCUCCGUUACGUCCAGAGAGAUUCUGUUGACGGCUCUUCUUGUAUUCGUAUAUACGCUGGCGUCUUAUGUUGGUCCUUACCUCAUAGACACCUUUGUUCAGUACCUUAACGGACGUCGGGAGUUCAAUAAUGAAGGCUAUGUUUUGGUCUCUGCAUUCUUCAUUGCAAAGCUCAUCGAGUGCUUGGCGCAGAGGCGCCGGUUCUUCAAGUUGCAGCAGGCUGGAAUUAGGGCCAGGGCAGUUCUUGUUACCAUGAUCUACAAUAAAGGUUUGACCAUAUCGUGCCAAUCGAAACAAGGGCACACGAGUGGGGAGAUCAUUAAUUUCAUGACUAUUGAUGCGGAGAGGAUUGGGGACUUUGGUUGGUAUAUACAUGAUCCAUGGAUGGUGCUCCUGCAAAUUGGUUUGGCCUUGGUGAUAUUGUACAGAAAUCUUGGGCUUGCUUGCGUUGCGACUUUAGUUGCCACCAUAAUUGUGAUGUUGGUAAAUGUUCCACUUGGGAAGUUCCAGGAGAAGUUUCAGGAUAAUUUAAUGAAAUCCAAAGACAACAGGAUGAAAGCAGAAUCUGAAAUCUUGAGGAACAUGAGGAUUCUCAAGCUUCAGGCCUGGGAGAUGAAGUUUUUGUCAAAAGUGGUUGAUCUCAGGCAAACUGAAGAAGGAUGGUUGAGAAAAUUUUUAUAUACGUUAGCUAUGACAUCUUUUGUCUUUUGGGUUGCCCCUGUAUUUGUGUCCGUAGCCACUUUUGGUGCUUGUAUUCUUAUGGGUAUCCCACUUGAAUCAGGGAAGAUCUUAUCAGCACUCGCAACAUUUAGAAUACUUCAAGAGCCUAUUUAUAACCUUCCCGACACAAUCUCAAUGAUUGUCCAGACUAAAGUGUCCCUUGACCGCAUAGCAGCAUUCCUUAGUCUCGAUGACUUGCAGCCUGAUGUCAUAGAGAAGCUUCCUAGAGACAGUUCUCAAACUGCAAUUGAGAUUGUUGAUGGGAAUUUCUCUUGGGAUGUAUCUUCCCACAGUCCAACGCUUAAAGAUAUAAAUAUCAGUGUGUCCCGUGGCAUGAGGGUUGCUGUUUGUGGUACUGUUGGCUCAGGCAAAUCAAGUUUGCUCUCAUGUAUUUUGGGGGAAAUUCCCAAAGUAUCAGGGACCAUUAAGCUCUUCGGAACAAAGGCCUACGUUGCCCAGUCACCAUGGAUACAGAGUGGGAAGAUAGAAGAGAAUAUACUGUUUGGCAGGGAAAUGGACCGAGACAAGUAUGAGAAGGUACUUGAAGCCUGUUCUCUGAAGAAAGACCUGGAAAUUCUAUCAUUUGGUGAUCAGACAGAGAUAGGUGAGAGGGGAAUCAACUUGAGUGGAGGCCAGAAGCAGAGGAUACAGAUUGCACGUGCUCUAUACCAAGAUGCAGAUAUUUAUCUGUUCGAUGAUCCAUUUAGUGCUGUAGAUGCUCAUACAGGAAGCCAUCUCUUUAAGGAAUGUCUACUGGGACAAUUGGGUUCAAAAACAGUGGUGUAUGUUACUCAUCAAGUAGAGUUCUUACCUGCUGCAGAUCUCAUCCUGGUCAUGAAAGAUGGAAUGAUUACUCAAGCUGGGAAGUACAACGACAUACUCAGUUCAGGUACUGACUUUAUGGAACUUGUGGGAGCACACAGGGAAGCUUUAUCAGUCUUGGAUUCCAGAGUGGCUGGUUCAGCCUCGAAAAACUUAAAUAUCAAUGAGGAGGAGGAUGGUAUUGGGAGUGUUAACAAGUUUGUCAAGAAAGAGGAAGCUGGGGAUAGUCAAAAUGGUAAGGCUGAUGAUGUGGUGGGACAAAAAGGACAACUCACUCAAGAGGAAGAAAGAGAGAAAGGCAGAGUUGGUUUUCCAGUCUACUGGAAAUAUAUAACAACAGCAUAUGGAGGAGCUCUUGUGCCCCUCAUAUUGAUGGCACAGAUUCUGUUUCAGGGACUUCAAAUUGGAAGCAACUAUUGGAUGGCUUGGGCAACUCCUGUGUCAAAGGAUAUGGCACCUCCAGUUGGAGGUGUUACUCUCCUGAGCGUUUAUGUAGCUUUGGCAAUUGGAAGUGCUUUUUGUGUCUUCACCAGAGUCUUUCUUCUUAUAACAGCUGGGUAUAAAACUGCCACAGCACUCUUCUCUAAAAUGCAUUACUGCAUCUCCCGUGCUCCCAUGUCAUUCUUUGAUGCCACCCCAAGUGGACGAAUCUUAAAUAGAGCAUCUACAGACCAAAGUACGAUAGAUUUGGAUAUUCCUUUUCGAGUUGCGGCAGUUGCUCUCUCAACGAUACAGCUCCUGGGAAUUAUUGCAGUAAUGUCACAGGUUGCAUGGCAGGUCUUUGUUAUAUUCAUUCCUGUAAUUGCAACCUGCAUUUGGUUACAGCAAUAUUACAUACCUUCAGCACGAGAACUUGCACGCUUGGUUGGAGUAUGCAAAGGUCCAGUUAUACAGCAUUUUGCUGAAACCAUCUCAGGAUCAACUACUAUCAGGAGCUUUGAUCAGGAAUCAAGAUUCAAGGAGUUAUAUAUGAAACUGACAGAUGCAUAUUCUCGACCAAAGUUUUAUAAUGCUGCUGCAAUGGAAUGGCUAUGCUUCCGCAUGGAUAUGUUGUCUUCUAUUACAUUUGCCUUUUCUCUGGUUGUCUUGAUCUCUAUACCAACAGGAGCAAUUGAUCCAAGUAUUGCAGGAUUAGCAGUGACGUAUGGGCUUAAUCUUAACAGGUUACAGGCAUGGGUUAUAUGGAAUAUUUGCAAUAUGGAGAAUAAAAUUAUAUCAGUUGAAAGAAUACUUCAGUACACUACUAUCCCGAGUGAGCCUCCUCUUGUGAUUGAAGCAAAUAGACCAAAUAGUCAGUGGCCGUCACAGGGAGAAGUCAAUAUAAGAGAUCUGCAGGUCCAAUAUGCCCCGCACUUGCCACUCGUUUUACGAGGCCUUACAUGCACUUUCCCUGGUGGAAUGAAGACUGGAAUUGUUGGGAGGACGGGCAGUGGCAAGUCAACGCUCAUACAGACACUCUUCCGCAUUGUUGAUCCUACUGUUGGUCAAAUUCUGAUAGAUGGUGUAGACAUUUCCUCAAUUGGACUGCAUGAUUUACGGUCUAGGUUAAGCAUCAUUCCUCAGGAUCCAACCAUGUUUGAAGGAACUGUGCGAAGCAACUUGGACCCCCUCGAAGAGUACACUGAUGAACAGAUUUGGGAGGCUCUUGACAAGUGCCAGCUUGUAGAUGAAGUCAAGAAGAAGGAAGGCAAGCUUGAUUCAUCAGUUACCGAGAAUGGGGAGAAUUGGAGUAUGGGUCAGAGGCAACUUGUUUGCCUUGGCCGGGUGCUACUCAAGAAAAGCAAGGUCUUGGUGCUCGAUGAAGCAACAGCAUCAGUCGACACUGCAACCGACACUCUUAUUCAGCAAACACUCAAGCAACACUUCUCAGAAUGUACGGUUUUAACCAUUGCACACAGGAUAACAUCUGUACUCGAUAGCGACAUGGUUCUGCUGUUAGAUAAUGGACUUGUAAUGGAAUAUGAUUCCCCAAUAAAGUUGCUCCAAAACAAGUCAUCCUCCUUCUCAAGGUUAGUUGCAGAAUACAGUUCAAGAUCCAAUUCUACUUUCAAGUAAGCGGCAAGCUGUUUGAAGGAUGGGAUCGCGAUAGAGCUUGCAAAUCUCUAGCAUUCAAGGUUGAUGACGAAACCAGAAAAUCAGGCAGUUACUAGCAUCUGAGAUUCAUUUUUUGAUUUUGUUUUGUUGUACUGCUUCAGUGAUACUGGUUAUAAAACACCAAGUUAUCAGUCAGUCUUAGUUUCAUGCAAGAUCAAGUGAGAUCAACUGUAAUAUUGCUGGGCACUUCUGUUACCGGUGAUUGACUCAUGUUGUAUAAUAUGUUUAGAAUAAAAUCUAUUCGGUUUUCCUAAGA